This is a messenger RNA of Prunus armeniaca (apricot), 1896 nucleotides long. Lineage: Eukaryota; Viridiplantae; Streptophyta; Magnoliopsida; Rosales; Rosaceae. The record is from the annotation of a GenBank genome assembly.
AUGAAGCUUCAGUUCUCCAUUGCUGCACUUAUCUUCCUUUUCCUUAUCCGGCAUUUCCCUUCCUCGGUUAUUGCUGACCUGAAUUCUGACAGACAAGCCCUCCUUAACUUUGCUGCCGCUGUCGGCCAUACCCAAAAGCUCAACUGGAAUGCUGCUGCACCAGUUUGUGCCUCUUGGGUAGGAAUCACUUGCAAUCUAAACAAAACUAGUGUCACUGCUAUCCAUCUUCCAGCUGUUGGACUCUUUGGCUCCAUCCCAGCCAACAGUAUAGGCAAGCUUGCUGCUCUUAGAGUCCUGAGCCUUCACUCCAAUUUCCUCUAUGGAAGUCUUCCUUCUGAUAUCCUAUCCAUUCCUUCUUUGGAGUAUCUUUACCUCCAACACAAUAACUUCUCUGGUGUGUUUCCUGCCUCUCUGUCCCACAACCUCAUUUUGUUAGACUUCUCCUUUAACUCCUUUUCUGGAGACAUUCCAACAACAGUUCAGAAUCUGACACGCCUCACCGCAUUGAGCCUCCAAAAUAAUUCCCUCUCUGGAGCCAUACCUAAUCUGAACCUCCCAAAGCUUAAGCUUUUGAAUAUGAGCUAUAACAACUUCAAUGGAUCAAUUCCAUAUUCCCUAAAAGGUUACCCGGAUUCUUCAUUUACUGGGAAUCCUCAGUUAUGUGGGGCACCUCUCAAAAAUUGUUCCAAGACCUCCUCUUCACCUUCUGCUUCCCCUACUUACUUGCCACCCUCACCAACAGUCCAGAAAAAUCACCAUGCUACCCUCAUAAAAAAACUUGGCCAUGGUUAUAUUACUGCUGUGGCAAUUGGGGGCUCUGCAGUGUUGGUUGUUUUAGUCCUGAUGAUUGUCAUAUGCUGUUCGAAAAGGACUAGCAAAGAAGGGCUGAAAGGGAAGGCCUCUGGUGAUGGAAAGAGUGAGAUGCCUAGAGAUUUUGGGAGUGGAGUGCAAGAGGCAGAGAAGAACAAAUUGUUCUUCUUUGAUGGAUGCUAUUUCAACUUUGAUCUUGAGGAUCUACUGAGGGCAUCGGCUGAAGUUCUUGGUAAAGGAAGUUAUGGCACAACUUAUAAAGCUGUUUUGGAUGAGGAAACAACAGUUGUGGUGAAGAGGCUAAGGGAAGUUAUUGUGGGUAAGAGGGAGUUUGAGCAGCAUAUGGAGGUGGUGGAGAGAGUUGGGAAGCACCCAAAUGUUGUGCCUCCGCGCGCUUAUUAUUACUCCAAGGAUGAGAAGCUUUUGGUCUACAACUACAUGCCAGCAGGAAGCUUGUUUGCACACUUGCAUGGAAGCAGGGAUGCUGGAAGGUCUCCACUAGACUGGGAUUCAAGAGUAAAGAUUUCUCUUGAAGUAGCCAAGGGAAUUGCCCACAUUCAUUCUGAGGGUGCUAAAUGCAGCCAUGGCAACAUAAAGUCCACCAAUGUCCUCCUAACCCAAGACCUUGAAGCUUGCAUCACUGAUGUUGGGUUGAGUCCUCUAAUGAACUUCCCUGCAACCAUGUCACGAGCCACAGGAUAUCGUGCUCCCGAGGCAACGGACAUGCGGAAAAUCUCUCAUAAAUCUGAUGUUUACAGCUUCGGCGUGCUCCUCCUCGAAAUGCUGACAGGCAAAACCACACUUCAAUAUCCAGGACAUGACAGUGUGAUUGAUCUGCCAAGGUGGGUAAAGUCUGUCGUGCGCGAAGAAUGGACAGCUGAGGUUUUUGAUCUGGAGCUGCUAAGACAACAACACAUUGAAGAAGAGAUGGUGCAGAUGCUUCAGAUUGCACUGGCAUGUGUAUCAAAGUUUCCCGAGGCACGCCCCAGCAUGGAUGAAGUUGUUAGAAUGAUAGAGGAAAUUCGGCAAUCUGACACGAAAACUAGGCCAUCCUCUGAGUCUGAGCUUGACGUGCAAACCCCGUGA